AAACACUUGAGCUCUCAUGUGUCUAUUGAGCAGCAGACUCAACUGGUACCUGUGGAGUAUAUUUUGUAGCUUCUAGGAUGGCCGCUAUCAGCAUAUAUGAUUCUGGCAAUAUCUGGUGUUUCUGGUGCUGAUGUAAAACUGCGAGUGUUUGGUCCUCACACUAAUGAGUCAUCUGUAACUAUCUGUCCUAAUGAUGACUACCUGCUUGUGGUGGAGUGUAUCGUAAAGGAGAGUUCUUUAAUCUCCUGGACUGUGACGCCAUUAAUACGUGAUGCUGUCUUGUUUACCUCCUUGAACGUUGUUGGUAAAACAGUUAAUAGAGGCGGAGUGAAUUUCACUCUCACUAAAGAGAAUACAGAGAUGGAAAAUGAUGACCCUGUUACAUACAUUUCACAAGUGCAGUUGCAUACUGAUUUGAUCAGACAAACUGUUGGUGAUCAUGGGGAAAUUGAAGUAACCUGUGCAACUUCAUCCAAGACUGCAUCAGUAUAUUUGGAUAUGCAAGUUGGUGGUGCUGUUGAAAUACAAGAUGCAGAAGUCUCAGCCAGCAUGCUUUCUUUUACAUGGUCUACAAAUAUAUCCGAUAUUCAGAACUUUGCUAUAUUAGUCAUAAGCAGAGAGAGUGGAGUUGUGAUGAAUGCGUUUGUCAAAGGAAAUAAGAGGAAAUAUUCAUUUCCUGUGGAGAUUGCAAACUAUGGAAUUGCUCUGACUGCAUUUGAUCGCUGUGGUCAACAUUUUACCUCAGAGAAAGUACUCAUUAUUAAUGACGAAGGGACGGUGGAGAAAUUAAAAGCAGAUGAAAGUGUAUUAGAUGGAUUUUGUGCACAUUCAUGUCCCACUUUAGACACUACAACUGCUUCUGCUGAAAAUCAACAAAACAGAGCUGAUGCAGGUGGGACUGGUUUACGCACUGUGCUUCCUUUGGCAUUAAUCGCAAUACUCGUGGCGGGGUUCUGCUAUUGACUCCAGGAGCAAGGUAUAUUGCUACCUAAAGAGCACCAAAAACUUCACAUCACUAACUGUAUAAUAGUAUUAUAGUUUUAUUUGUUUUAUUCUUAGAGUACAAUUUUUGUGGUGAUGAAGUGCUUCA
Messenger RNA from Geodia barretti, 1090 nucleotides. The record is from the annotation of a GenBank genome assembly. NCBI's taxonomy places the organism in Eukaryota, Metazoa, Porifera, Demospongiae, Tetractinellida, Geodiidae.